CUAGUUUACGGAUUGGCGUGAGGGAAAAGAGUAUAAAACAGGCAGUUUUCUCAGGAUUAACAGAGAUACGUGCUUGCGUGAAAGACGAGCAAACGCCUGGUUUUAAAACACUGGACUUGUAGGACUUUGUGUUCCCGUAUAGUGAGGACUUACACUGAAUCAAAAUGAUUCUUUCAUUGCUUAUGUUCACAGCUGUCGUUCUAAAGGUCAACAGUAUGACCUUGGAUCCUGGAACGAAGAAGUUCUCUUACGGAGUCGAGGCAGAAAGACUAUGUAAAGCGUACAGGAAGGUGUGCCCAGUCUCCAAGGUCUGCGCCAUACAGCACUUGGUCUGGCCAAGGAAGAUGUCCUUCCCUGUCUGUGUGCAUCAACAGAAGAUCGAAGUGAAAUCCAAGGUCUGCGAGCUGGCCCCAGCACCGGGUUCAUGCGUUGCCCGCUUCAGAAGAUGGUACUUCAACGUGCACGCCGGAAAGUGUUCAUGGUUUACCUACGGCGGCUGCGACGGCAACAUGAACAACUUCCGGAACGAAGGAGAAUGCAAACGUGUCUGCCUUCACCACAACGCAUCGUCGGAAACCCCGGUAACGUCUAACGCCAUUGUAAGCGUCCCGGCAGACCCAGCGUUGAGGAAGCCGGCAGUCCUUCCCCAUCCUGCACCAAUACCACUACAGAUGAAAGCCAGCGAUGCCAGAGAAGCUUUUGAGCUGAGCACGAAAACGGAUGAGGAGGAACUGGAGAAGAAGAUGAGGAAGAGGGAGUAUAAACUGAGGAGGAAGCACAGGAAAGGGAGGAAGGGCAGGAAGGGCAGGAAGGGUAAGCGACGAAGGGGUCGCAAGCACAACAUCACCGGACCAUACGCUGAACUGAGGGUGAGGAAGACGAGCUACAGAUCGGAGAAGGCACAAAAUGACCAAGGAGAAGAGGACAAGCUGGCCAGGAUUAACCAGAAGAAGAAAAUCAGGAAAUACCGAAAGAGCAAGCCGUCAUUCUACAGGAACUUCAGGCUGUUCAGGAUCCUUGCAACUAAAGACAACCCCAUUGGCAUAUCUUUGACAUAAGGUGUGACAUUUCUUUUCGGACAUUGUGUCUAAAACUCUGUGCAAUGUGUCAAACUUUUUCCUUUCUUCACUCAAAGCAGAGAAAGUGAUCAAAUGUCAUUAGAAACAGUUCCCGUUUUUGUAGCAAUUCAUAGCGUCUAGUUCUGCAUCAACGUCACUGGUUCCUAUAAGGUGUAGUUGGGGACCCAUCUUCCUGAUGCAAGGGUAUAAACUGAUAUUAAAGGUCCAGUUUCCACCUUUGCCCAACGUAGUACUAGUUUCGCCUAAGGGGUGCCUUUGGAGUUCAUCGUUCCAUUCAGUGUAGCUAUAAUGACCCAAUGGCGAGCGAAAAAACGUAGGACUUAAUAAACACAAUAACAUGAGCAACAUUAUGAAAAAAAACCAACUUCUAUAUGCCGUCAGUUCUCUCUUAAGUGACGUAUGUAACUGCAGUGUUUUCGUUUUAAUUUUUGGUCUUCGUAACUCACAAAAGUGCGUUGUUGAUGUUUAGACAAGGAAUUGGAACAACGAAAUGUGAUCGGUCACUAAAUUUUAGAAGGGACUAAACUGGGAUGUUGGUUUAAUCAAAAUUUUGGACGCUUUUUGAAAAUGAACAAGGUUCUUGGUGUUUACAAAGCAGGCAAUUGUCAAAUAUUUUUAUUAGUUGAUGCACUGUAAUGUCUUUGACGUUUCAACAUUUAGGUCUGUAUUCACCAACAGUCUCUGUCCCGAGGCAUAUUUAAUGCCUGUGAUUCUUGUUGCAAAUUGUUUAAUGUCACAUUUUUGUAUUGCAACCUAUGAGACUAUACUGACAUGUAAAUAUUAACGAUGUGUAUAGUUAUCAAGUGGUAGGGUGUAAUUGGUUUUCAAACGAGUAACGGUCUCGUUAAAAUCAGAUCUUCCGGCUCGCUGCCGCGGAACAAACAUCUGAGGACAUGACGGGUGACGUCAGAGCGACGUUUCAUCCGACCAAUCAGAGCGUCGCUUACCAGAUCUGGAAAGUGACAGUCGGAAUGUGUGUUCUUAUCAUGCAACCUUAUGUUUUGUAAUCACGCGAGGUGUUCCAAACGAUAGUUACGGGUUAUACUACUGGUUCCGCCAAAAUCAUCAGAUUUUUUGUUUGCUUGGUUUUUAAACUUUGAAUUUAAAACUUUAAACAACUUUAAGAUUUAAAACAACUUUUGUAAGCGUAGUUUGGAAUGAAAGCGUAGUCUGUAGUCAGGUUGAAACAAGUGUAGCAAAGCUCGAGAUAGGCUGCUCUGAUUGGCUAAUGUCGACUUCUUGUUACAAUAAUUUCAUUGGUCGGUCAAGUUCAAGUGAUCUGCUAUGUGAUGUCCUCAGAUGUUUCGGCAGCAGUAGCGAUUACAAAGAUCUGAUUUUAAUGACAUUGAGCGACAAACAAUUACAUCCUAUAGUUGUGAGUAGGAUCCGUAUGUAAAACUGUAUAUAGUUGUUUAUUGUACAUGAAUGUGUUCAGAUUUCUACAUAGCAACCACUAUGUGAUGAGGAUCCCUAUUCAGGGCCAUGCUAUUUUUUCGUCAUGCCCUAUACGUUAUAAAACUGUGUUGAAAGUGUUGAUUAUACUGUUUAAAAUUACUUAUUUACUUUUGGUUUCAGUGACAAAUAUUAUAACAAUUUUUGACCUUGAUAAAAAAAUAUUUAUUCAAAUUCCUCAACUGAAAUACUGCAGUAUAUAUGUAUAUAUGUAUACUCAUCAAUCAAGGAUGUUGAAUUCGUAAUAUGAUUAUUGAUGUAAUCGGUUGUGUUGUCAUAUAAAGCAUAAGAAACCGAAAAUCCAUGGUUAAUGUUCCGAAAUAGGUUACGACUCAGUCAGUACGUCGUGGACUUACACACGACUGAAGACUGGUCUUGGCGUGUUUGUAGUGUCCGUGAAAGUUGUCAUUUGCUAUUAAUGCAGUCUGACAAGAAGAUGAUAUAUAUUCCACGUGUACAUAUACCCCACCCCCACCCCCCACCCCACCCCACCCCCUUUUUCUUCUGGCCGUUUAAAAGCUGAAAACGAAGCUGAAACGUAUUGUAAUAGUCAAGAAUAGCAGUCUUUCUGCAGCCUUUUCCUUUUGUUUGAGACCGUUUGGUAUGUUGAGUGUACUUACGACUAUGCCUGAGAAUAACCAGUCCUGAUUACCUGGCAAAAUAGUGAUUAAAAGUAUAUAAGUGGAUCACUGACAGUCAGUGAUGACACCAAGUGUUCCUUAAUGAAACAAAUAUAAGUUAGAUACAUUAAAAAAUCCAUUUUCAAUAUCAGCAUAAUUUUCUUUUUUUCGAACAUUUCAUGAAAAAUCAAUAUAAUUUUUUUAAUUUUCGAACAUUUGCCCUCCAAUUUUUUAUUUGUAAUAAAGUCAUAAUGUCUUAGCUGCAAUAUAAACUAAAUAAGUGAAGUAAAUGUAUUAAAGCUAAAAUCCCUAGUCUUAUAAUGCAUAUUUCAUUAUCGUAUCUGGUGGAUAUGCAGUGAAACCUUCUUAUUCCCGAAACUCUUUUAUCCGAACUAUUGUUACCACCUGUAAUAGAAGGAACAUUAAGAUGUCCAAUGAUUCGUUUAUCCGUACAUGUACUCAUCCAGACAAUAUACUGGACAUGAUUGUGUCCGGAUUACCGAGGUUUCACUGUAUCUGCUUUCUGUGGACACGUAUAACGGACAUGGGUAAUAUAAUACAUGCAGUAAGCAUGCAUGUCACGUAUUUGUUAUUGUUCCCCUUGAUUCUCCACCUUGUACAUACUGUUUUAUUUCUGAGACUUAUUAAUUAUGUAUGUAAAUAGAAUUCCAUUUGUAUUGUUAAGACAUUCAUAGAUAUCAAUGUCACAUGUGCGGCCCACGUGUUUCAAGCAAGGAACACAAUACAAACACCUUGUCCCUGGAGGUUUUCCGUGUGUGGUUGUAAGGAAACGUCACUUUCCACUGAGUUCGGCUAACUCACAUUGUAGGAGAACAUGCCAAUCGUUAUAUCCUUAAAUGCUAAAAAAUAACGAACUUAACGAAAAUAUAAAAACAGAGCGUUUACUGAGUCUAAAACGGGUUUUUUCCCCGACUGGAAAUCCUGUAUGUUUGAGUAAUGUGAAUGCUGUGCAGUAAUGUGUAACAAGCGUGGCAUAUUUAUAAAGUCGAUUAUGAAAGACCCGUUUUAGACAUUUGUUUUCAAUCCUUAAAACGAUUUGUACAUAUUCUCUGUAUAAUAAUACUUGUAUUAUUGCAUAAUAUUUUGUACAUUUGUAUACUCGUCGAAUAAAUAUAUAAUCGAU
Molecule: messenger RNA, 4295 nt
Organism: Haliotis rubra (blacklip abalone)
Lineage: Eukaryota; Metazoa; Mollusca; Gastropoda; Lepetellida; Haliotidae
Exons: 4
Coding region: 165-1058 (297 amino acids)
Molecular function (GO): serine-type endopeptidase inhibitor activity
Source: RefSeq, a predicted model, not a curated record